Cajanus cajan (pigeon pea) is the source of this 1722-nucleotide messenger RNA. Its product is annotated as putative disease resistance protein At4g19050. The record is from RefSeq and is a predicted model, not a curated record. Lineage: Eukaryota; Viridiplantae; Streptophyta; Magnoliopsida; Fabales; Fabaceae.
UACAUUGAGCAGGGUGGAGUUAAAGUCCCUCACAAGAUUGAUAGGGUUUUACUCCCAUCAUGUAGAAUUUCCAAAGUUGAAAACUUUAAUGAUAGAAAAAUGUCCUAUGUUGGAAGAAUUCACAACCAAGUUUGCAAAUAUAGAUGCAUUAUUCUCAACUAAAAGGGAGUCUUUCACUGAGUUGAAUGAAAUCAUGAUAGAUAGUUGUGAUAAGUUGGUUUCUGUUUUCUCCUUUAAGACAUUACAAGAGUUGAGAAAUUUGAAGAAACUAGUUGUGAGACAUUGUAACACAUUGAAAAUGGUAUUCAACAUUCAUGGAGAAAUAACUUAUUCCAAUACAGAGGUCCUGCAACAACUUGAUGAAUUGAUUUUGACUAAUAUACCUAAAUUAACUCACAUCAUCAACAAGGAAGAUGUCAAGUUUUGUCAAAACAUGCAAAUCCUACAAGUGAGGCAAUGUGAGUCUAUUAAUUGGUUACCAAUGUCUCUAAUGCUAAAAAGUUUGGAAAUUUCUGAUUGUGAGGCGUUGGAAAAAGUUAUGAUAUUUGACAAAGAAGAGAAAACUAUAAGUAAAGCCAUAUUUUCUCAAUUGAAGUUUGUUUUCCUUGAAAACCUAAUAAACCUCUCUAUUGUCUUUCCUUUUACAUCAGAAUUUCCAUCCCUAGAAACAUUGAAAAUAACAAAUUGUCCCACUCUAAUGACAUUUAUUGGACAGUCCAAUGAGCCGAAAGAUCUUCCAAAAUCCAGGGCUUCAAACUAUUUCUUUCCAAAUUCAUUGUUAUUGGAUAGAUUAAAGGAAAUUUGUAUCAUAAACAAGGAUCUACAAGAGCUUUGGCACUAUAAUUGUCCUCCCAAAUCAUUUUGUAAAUUGGAAAUUUUGACAUUGAGCAAUAACAAAUUGUUGAGUUCCAUCUCUUCUAGCAUGAUCAUAAGAUUCAAAAACCUAAAAAAAUUGACUUUAGACAAAUGUGAGUUAUUGAUCGAAGUAUUUAACCUCGAAGAUGACAAACCAGAUUAUAAUAUCCAGGAAAUACUUCCUCAACUCAAGGCAUUAACAUUGAGUAGCUUAAGCAAAUUGACAUGUUUAUGGAACAAGGAACCUCAAGUUCCAUUUUUUUCCAAUUUGGUGUCUAUUUACAUUGCCCACUGUGGUAUCCUCAAAAGUUUAUUCUCACUUUCUUCUGUCAAAAGUCUUGGGAAACUUAAAUUACUCAAAUUACACAAUUGUGAGAAAAUUGAAGAGGUAAUAUCCAAUGAAAAAUAUGAAAAUGUUUUCAUCAGUUUCCCUUUAAUGGAAUGUCUUGUCCUCAAAGAUCUUCCAAAGUUAGUCAACUUUUGUCAGCAAAAUGGAACUUUCAAUUGGCCUAACUUACAAAUGGUGAGGGUAAGAAGUAUUCCAUGUAUGGAAACAUUUUCAAGGGGUAAUCUCAACACACCACUACUGAGAUCAGUACAUAUAACAUUUACUAAGAAACUUUGGCUUGGAAAUUUGAACAAGACCAUAUCAUAUAUGCACAACAAUCCAGGGACACAUGUUGUAUAAAAGCUGGUAAUACAUGAAGUGGUGGAGCAAAAGAUGUUUGACAAGGUGGCUAUAAUUCGGAUGAGAAAGCAUGGGAGAAAAUCUUAGAGAUGAAAUUUGGAAGGAAUGUUUGGGCUUCUAAUCGUGGCUCUAAAUUCUAAAAGUAAUAAAAAAGAAAAUUGUUUUCAGUUUUAUCAUUU